Messenger RNA from Naegleria fowleri, 453 nucleotides. RefSeq lists its product as uncharacterized. The transcript has a single exon. The record is from RefSeq and is a predicted model, not a curated record. NCBI's taxonomy places the organism in Eukaryota, Heterolobosea, Eutetramitea, Acrasida, Naegleriidae. Bases 1 to 453 code for a protein of 150 amino acids.
AUGCAAGAAGGAAAUGAGAAACUGCUGAAACUGGUUGACGAUUUGCGCUUUAACAUUGUAUCAAAUCAAGGAAUGAGAACCACUAUACGAAAAACAGACUCCAGCUCAUCAUUUUCUUCCUCACCAUCAACCAUCUCACAACAGAAUUUAUCGACAAACACGAAUGGACGCUUGUUACUGGUUUCGAGUUGGUGGAGUUCCAAUUUGAGAAUUUUUCCAGUGGACGAAAAGAAGAGCGGACCUUUCGAUGUUCUCUCAAAUAUGCCUUAUUUAUUGGAUCUAAAAUCAGAUUUAACAUGUGAACAAUUAUUACCUCUUUCUAAAGAAGAAAUUAUUCUUGGACUCAAUUCAGGAGAAAUAGUCAAGUUGAGAAGAGAAGGUGGACAUUCUUUCAAGGAGUUGCUUCGUGCUAUUGCCCACAAGGAUCGUGAAAUGUUUAAAGUUAUUUCCUAA